This is a messenger RNA of Dreissena polymorpha, 1125 nucleotides long. Its product is annotated as peptidyl-tRNA hydrolase 2, mitochondrial-like. Lineage: Eukaryota; Metazoa; Mollusca; Bivalvia; Myida; Dreissenidae. Gene Ontology annotation, cellular component: mitochondrion; cytosol. The coding region runs from base 130 to 663 and encodes 177 amino acids. Gene Ontology annotation, molecular function: peptidyl-tRNA hydrolase activity. The record is from RefSeq and is a predicted model, not a curated record. The transcript is spliced from 5 exons.
GUACCCGGGGUACAUGUAAGCAGUACCGAGCCGACAAUGACCAAUCGAGCCUAAAUGAGCAAUAGCGGACCGAUCCGACUUACGUGACCUUUUACCAAAAUCGUUGUCAAACAAAUCGUACCAAUAUCGAUGAUAGCGAAAGAGCAUAUUAUGGCUACUGCUGCCGCUGUGUCUGUUGGGGUUGGAAUAGGUGUUGUUGUCGGAUGGUUAAUUCGUGGAAGGUUCCGAUCAUUCGCACUGGUAUCUAGAAAGGCUGCCAUUAAUCGAGAGAUAGAUUUAAAUGACAAUUCUCCAAGCCCUAAAGAUGAUGGCGAAUACAAGAUGGUAAUAGUUGUACGUACAGACCUAAAGAUGGGAAGAGGCAAGGCGGCAGCACAGUGUGCACAUGGAGCCCUUGGGGCAGCUGAGAAAUGCCUGGUGACCGACAAGGACACCCUGUAUGCAUGGAAGGCCUGUGGACAGCCUAAAGUAGUUGUCAAAACAGAUACAGAACAGUCCUUAAUAGAAUUAGCCAAGGCAGCGUCGGCUAGUGGAUUGAUAUGCACAAUCAUCCGGGAUGCAGGUCGUACUCAGAUUGCAAGUGGCUCAAAAACAGUCUUAGCUGUAGGACCAGGUCCAGCUCAGCUUAUUGACAAGGUGACAGGCCAUUUAAAGCUAUACUGAGACACCGCACAUUCUGACAUUCCAUUGUCAAUACUGCAUAUGGCAAAAGAGAUUGUGGACAAGGGCAUUGCUGGCAGUGCCAUAAGUGACUUGGCAAUUCUGAAGUCUUCAGUCGAAAAGUAUUGUUAGUUACAGAUUGUUUACAGAGGCAGUUGUGUUGAUUGUAAUCCAAAAUACACCGAGUGAAGAAAUCUAAUAAGCAGUAGUGAAUGAAUCCAAUGUUCUUUUUGCCAUAGUGGGAUUACAUUUUCGUGUGGUACAACAUAAAAUAAGAGACCUCAUGACUAAUUUUUAGCUUUUACAGCAAGUGCAAGUCUUUUAAAUAUUAUUGUGUUGUAUUAUGUUGAUCCAAUUUGGAAAGCCUGUAUUAUUAUUGUUUUAUGGUACCUGGGGAUAAAUCUGUGUUAUUGUACAAUGUAUGCUUGCACAAGUAAAAGCACUUAAAGAGCUAGUUGUAAUGUU